AUGACGACACUUCCAAGUCCCUCGCCGCUCGCGAAGAAAUAUGUGACGCGUGCCUGCGACAUCUGCAAGAAACGGAAAUGCAAAUGCGACGGCCUGGAGAUGUGCAUCACUCCGACUGGGUACACUCCAAUCUGCGGGAUAUUUUUGGAGGUGCAAACUGACGUUGCAGAAAUAGACUGCAGCUACAACACUUCAUAUAAAAGAGUGAAGAGACCUAGAUUGGAUGAUGGCCAAGUCCAAGCUGGGAGACCACCAAGUCAGCAUCAAAAUGAGACCAUCUGUCACAGCCCAAAUGGGACGGACGACGCCCGACUAUCGACAGAGAUAGAAGGAGAUGACGGCGACGCCAGCACCCACGCUUUUCUCAAAAGCGUCUACACUCAUCUGCAAUCAAUGGGACAAGUUCUUCCUCGUAAUCUCCAUCGGCCGGCGGAGCAAAUCCUCGAGGGCGAUUCCCCUGCAUCUAUUUUCUUUCCACUAGAGCGUCAUUUUGCGCAGGAGUAUAUUGAUUGUUUCUAUGAGCACUCUAAUGCCACAUACCGGUAUAUCCCGAGAUCGCAAAUCGAACACUUACUGGAUGGGUUCUACGCCCAGGAAGAAAAGGUCCUGCAGGAUGAUGCGGGUAUGGCUGUUCUGCUUCUCGUUAUGGCUAUUGGUUGUGUGUGGUUGGCCUCCUGGCGUAACCUUGACCUAGGGGAACAAAAGACCAAAGGUUCUCGACUGUUCAAAGCUGGAAAAAGACGACUCGCUCAAGUGGAUACCGUAUACCCACCGACCACCAUCAUCUUACAAGGGCACGUACUGGAGUGUCAAUUUUAUCUAGCGCUAAAUAUGUUUAACACAGCUUGGAUUUCGCUAGGGAAUGCUAUUCGACUAGGGCAAAUGGCCGGUUUCCAGAGAGCAAUCAAACAAGAGUAUAGCCUGCAAGAGUGGUCACGGCGCGGAAUCUUUUGGUCGCUAUAUAUGAUGGACAGGUAUCUAUCUGCAGCAUUGGGUCGACCCAUGGCAUUAGAUGACUCCGAUAUCACUCUUCCCUACCCAAGACCUGGACUCGAGGGAGACCUGGGCAAGAAUGAAGUCGGCUUGACGAAAGGAGUAGUAUCUCAUAUAAAGCUUACCCAAAUAACGGGCAAGAUCCUGAAGCAGCUAUACCCCGCAGACAAACAUUCCAGGGCCCAGAAGCGCGAUGAUAUUGUAAAUGAUAUCGAGCACGACCUUCAAAUUUGGCUGGAAGAAACACCCUCCUUCUUCCACCCAAAAGGCAAUGAUGGAAGUGAAGCCGGUGGCUAUUUGGCAUUUUUUGAGAUUCCAUGGAUUUUCAAACGACAACAACGGACUGUCCGAGCGGCAUUCAACUUCACUACCAUUCUUCUAUACAGAGGCUAUCUCCUUGAUGAAUUUCUGCAGCCGAAUGUACCCCGUCGCGGAAUACCAUCAUCCAAACCAGCUGUUGAGAAAUGCGUGGAAGCAGCUCUCCGACUGGCAUCGUUCGCCGCUGAUAUUGAGACAGAUGAGACAUACAACUCGGUAUAUUGGGUAACAACUCAUCUCACGUUCUGCGCCAUUUCAAUAUUGACGGUGUAUAUGACUCUCUACAAUGACCCAGAUCAGCAGAGAGCUAUCGAGACAGUCCUUGAAAAGGCCAUGAGAGGGCACCGGAAAUUAGACAAUAGCAUUAACAAUCAGUCACAGCGAUUACUUGAAGAGUCCAGGUCCAUUGCUCAAGCUAUUCAGGCUAGUCCUGAAUAUCCAUCGAGAACGCAAAGACAAGACAUCACAGCCUUACACCUCUUUGAGGCAAACUCCACUCUACCCAUUGACAACGACGUUGAAGCUCUAGAAGGUGACGAGCGCUUGGAUUCAAUAUACAAUGAAUCAGGAUGGGAUCCCCAGGGCUACGCAAACAUCCUCCACGGCGAAGGUCUGGGUGUGAUCAUGAACAUCGGAUUCGACACCUCACUGAGCCCUCUAAACGACAUCCUCCCACCCUAG
Messenger RNA from Aspergillus versicolor CBS 583.65, 1992 nucleotides. RefSeq lists its product as uncharacterized. Gene Ontology annotation, molecular function: DNA-binding transcription factor activity, RNA polymerase II-specific; zinc ion binding; sequence-specific DNA binding. The transcript is spliced from 13 exons. The coding region runs from base 1 to 1992 and encodes 663 amino acids. Lineage: Eukaryota; Fungi; Ascomycota; Eurotiomycetes; Eurotiales; Aspergillaceae. Gene Ontology annotation, biological process: positive regulation of transcription by RNA polymerase II; DNA-templated transcription. The record is from RefSeq and is a predicted model, not a curated record. Gene Ontology annotation, cellular component: nucleus.